CAAUACACAUGAAUGUGAUAUAAUAACCAUGAAGAGGAUUCAUUUCUAUGAUCAAUGUAGGGAGGUAAAUACCUCCUAAUGUCCCAUCCCAUAUGUAAUCCAAAGUAGCAUCCAAUAUGGAAUCCAAUGAACAUCCACAAUACUACAUAGUUUUAUAACACUCCCCCUUGGAUGUCCAUUUAUUAAGAAUAUGCCUCAUUAAAACCUUACUAGGAAAAAUCCUAUGAGGUAAAAUCCUAGUGAAGGAAAAAGAGUGCAUAAUCAUAAUACUCUAUCUGAAACUUCCUCGUUAAUAACCUUACUAGGAAAAUCCAGUGGAAAAAACUAUGGUUAAGGAAAAAAGAGUACAGUGCCUAUAUGCCCCACUCAUGACAACAUCAAAGUGUAGUUUUGUGAACAAAACUUUCAAAUAUAGUCAUGGUAAGUUUCUUAGUGAACAAUUCUUCUAGAUUAUCACUUUAUGCAUAAUCUAUUAGGACCAUUUUCAUCAUACAUGGUCUUCAUGAUCAUUUUCUAUGAAGAUAGUCCACAACCACAAGUCAUUUAGACGUGUUGAGUCAUAAAUCUCAACCAAACAACUCAUACAAUGUCUCAUGAAUGCUAACCAUUGUGCAUGAUCUGAUGGUGUAGCAUUUAUGAUUUGGAGGACAGAGGAGGAAGAACAAGAUGAUUGGCCUUGUAGGCUGUCCUUGAUGAUUUGGUUCAUCUGGAAACAUAGAGUUGAAGUUACUUUCAAAGGGAAAAGGAUGGCAGACUCAUCCCUUAUUAACUACGUGACAGCCAAGGCGGUGGACUGGUUACGAACUUGGGAUAGAGCUAGCCUUCACCUGAGCAACAUGGAGAAGCCGCAACGAGAAGACUGCCAAAUCGGUUGGAAGGCUUUGCCUGGUAAUUGGAAAAAGAUGAACACAGAUGGAGCGGCGCAGGGAGGAUCAGGUUUAGCUACUGCGGGAGAGGUUCUUCGUGAUAGAGAUGGUGUUUGGAUGUGCUGAUUUUGCUGCAAAAUUGGUACAGGGUCUGCAAUUUUGGUAGAACUAUGGGGAAUCCACCAAAGCCUUCAUCUAGCCUGGAAAGUAGGAGUCCAAUUUCUCAUUCUUGAAACAGACUAAAAAUGGCCAUUGAACUCAUCAAGAACCGAUAAGAUCCUGCUCAUCCUCACGCGACUAUACUAACAGCUAUUCGUUGGAUGAUGUCUCAGAAUUGGUUGGUGCAAUUAGUUCAUACGUAUCGCGAAGGGAAUAGAGCCGCAUACUGGCUCUCGAAGCACAGUCUCGUCUUUCCCUUCAGUACACAUGAACUAAUGAAUCCACCAAGAGAACUAGACAAGAUCUUGCUUGAGGAUAUGGUGGGGGUCUGUUUCCACAGAAUGGUACUGCAGAAUCAAGUUUGAUUUGGGCAGGGGUUUUUACUUUUGUACUCUGAGCUUUUUCUUCGGUUUCCCUAUUCUGAGUUGCUGUAUAUGUGCAGUAGCUUAGGAAUGGUGGUGUUUUGUUGACUUUUGGCAUUAUUGCCUCCCUCAAUUCAAAAAAAUAAAAAAUAAAUCAUCUUUGAUCCACAUAGUUACCUGAAGGUAAUGAAGUAAAAGCUCAACUUUGUUUGAUUGUCAUAUACAAAGAGACAAAUAUAUCUUGCUAAUAUAAUACUACUGAGUGAAAUGCUAGAUGACAUAUGGCUAGCAAUACACAUUAGUGCUCUAAUGACACCAAUAUCCGGUACUUCAGGACCUAAUCAUUCAUUUCUAUCCAAAUGCCUAAAUGAACCCUUUUUCACUUCUAGUGACCUUAUGAUGAUUAGGCUGCGAAUGUAUGUCAUUUUUCAUACAAAAUAGCUCUUUCACUUUUUCGAUUUGAUCUCCUUGAUCCACAAAAAAAGGAUCUUCUUAAAUCAUUCAUGUUUGAUUUCUUUCUCUAAGCAAUCUAUUGCUUUAUGAAGCUCUUUUUAAGUUUCAACAAUAUUUCUAUAGAAAUUAUAUUAGAUCAUUAUGAAAUAACAUCUUGACUCUUCUCUUCUAAAUAACUAUAAAAAUUAACUAACAGAAUUGUAUGCAAGCAAUUACUUCAUACCACAAGGUAGGGGUGGCUAUACGGUCUGGUCCGGUUAAAUUGGACCAAAUUGAUCCGGUCUCAGUCCGGUAUUUUCGAGAAUAUAAGGACCAAAGAUUGGAUUGGAUACACUCCGGUCUUGAACUUGUGGAUAUUUGAGUGUUGGGGGUCUCUUAUCCGGUCUUUAUCCGGGUUUUUUUACCUCAAAUCUAAGCCUGAAUAUGAGAUUGGAUUGUUUGCUAUCCGAUCCCAGUCCGGUUCGGUCCGGGUUAUACGGUCCGGUUUCGGGUAAAACCAAACAGUCCUGGAUCAAAUUGCCAGCCCUACCACAAGGUCACAAGCAAAAGUCACGUCACACACACAACAUCACUUAACCAAAUCACACUCAUAAAUCAAAACACAUACAUAAAACUAAAAUCACAAUAUCAUGCACAUAAACCUAAGUGUCAUUACACAAUCACACAUGUCAAAGUUCAAAUGCAAAUGCUCUAAUGCACUUUAUUCGAAUUUAAGCACGUAAGUGUUAUUCAACCACUUCCUUUAGCAUAUAUGCACUUAGAUGAAUAUACCAUAUCCAUCCAUAUUAUCUCAAUCCAUACAAGGGAUGGUUUUAUCCAUCGAUAUUGUUGUUGAGAACGUCACAUGUUUGCUUCCAGGCAACCUAAUCCUUCGGGAAGUUUUGUACAUAUAUCAUUAUCAAGGGAUCCAUACAAAUAGGCUAUCACAAUAUCUACCUUAUGCAAAUUUCAUACUUCUUGAACUGCCAAACUAUUUAAAUUUCACAACAUAGUUGCAUCCACCACAAGAGAGUAUGUCACCUUAUAAUUAAUGUUAGGUUUCUACGAGAAAUCUAUUAAGAGAUAUUGUGCAAUAUCUCUCACAAUUUCACAUAUUUUCUUGCGCGUUUGCACACAACUCUUUUGUAUCCUAUUAGUUUUACAUCUUGAGGUGUAAGGACUCCUGUCCCAAUAUUUUUACCAAAUAAGCCUAAGGCUUUAUUUUAUUUUGGCCAAUAAUUUAUUCUGUUGCAUGCAUUAAUAUACUUUUACUUUUGAUCCUCAUUUGUAUUUAUCACAUACAGCGCUGCAGCACAUUCAAAAACUCUCGUCAACGACAAGAUCACUUUGAUUCCAACAUUUUCUUCAUCUGAGACAUAAUGAAGACCAGACAAAUUCGUAACAAGUUGAUGAAUGAUGGCGUGAUCUUUAUGCCGAAUGUCAGUGCAUGCCAGAAGGUUAGUCUAGUCAAUGUCCCUCUAUCAUUAAAUUUCGAAAGUGCAUUUGUUUGUAUUCGAUGUUUAUAACAUAUAGUGAGUGUUUCGUUGCUAGAUAUUUAUGCCAGUUCUUGACGAUGAAGCACGUCAUUGGUUUCUGUAUCUCGUCAAUGUCCAGCAAAAAACUGCAUUUUUGCUUGACAGUCUACCUUCAACUAGUGAGGCGAAUCGUAGUCGUAAAUCAGCACUAUGCAAUAAUUGGACACUUUGAUAGAACACUUAUCUUCUAUCUGGUCGACCUCUUUCCUCAUCCGGUCGACCAUUUUGUUAAUGACUGCCAUCAAGUGGUUGACCUAUAUACCUUAGGUGGUCGACCAUGUUGUUUCUUACGCCAACGAAAUGGCCGACCCAGGUUUUAUUCUGGUCGACCAAAAAUAACAACUUAAACUAAGUGCGGUCGACCAGGUGGUCGUCGAGGUCGACCGCAAUGAUUUCUCGGGGUGCCCAAAUUAGUCGAUUCGGUUGACCACCUUCAGCAAUAGGUCGACCGAAAAGUGCAUGUUACCGUGACAUGCAUGUCAUAGUAGGCAUACCCUUAAAAAUUAACAUUUGUUUUUUAUGACAAAUUUCAACGCAGAUUAAACUGCUUAAAUUACUAUAAUCAUUCCAAUUUCCACCUAAAUCUAUAUGAAAUUAAACUUUGUUUUCUUUAUUAAUUAAUUACCUUCCUUUAGCUCAUCCUACUAAUUAACGAAAUGGAAUAAAACGUUGCUUUCCAU
Linum trigynum is the source of this 4034-nucleotide messenger RNA. The record is from the annotation of a GenBank genome assembly. NCBI's taxonomy places the organism in Eukaryota, Viridiplantae, Streptophyta, Magnoliopsida, Malpighiales, Linaceae.